ACAAACACGAAGUGAAGUUAAAGAGAAGUGUUGUAAAAAGAACUGGUAUAUAAAAGAGCUUUAAUUUACUAAAGUGACUGUGCAAGGAUUAACGAAAAAACACAUCAACAUUUUUUGUGAGCCUAGAGCAGCAUUAGCCACGGUGUUUGGCUGUCAAAAAAUGUUGGGGUCAUCAUCUAGAGAUCAACUUUUUUAGCUUUAGGAGACUAAAUUGAUCAUACAGUAUGAUAGAUUUUACCAUUUUUGAAUGGUGAAAGGUUACAGUUCACUUUUGUACAUAGUCACUAACCAAUAAUCGAAGAAAGUUGUUUUCGUUCCAAUCUGUUGAAUCAAAUAUUUUAGAAAUAAUGAUAGGUAAAAGUAAAAAUUUUAUACUCUGAAAUCUUUAGAACGGUAAAAUAUGAGUUUUAAAAUUAAAUUUGAGUGGUAAAUAAUAAAUAAAUCCAAUUUUUGUCCCAUUUAAUAUUUCACUCCUCAAUUACAGACAUUGAUAAAUUGUCAUACAGUAAAUAACUUAACAUGAGAAACCAAACUUUUGGCGAGUGGUUUUUCCUACCGAACAAUAUUACAUGGAAUGAACUUCGGGAGACCGUCGGAGAAAGUUAUCCAGAAUUUGGUGUCUACUGGCAAUGGUCGAUCUUUUUCGGCGCAGUUCUGUACAUUUUCAGAGAUUAUAUCCUCAUCCCUUUCAUUCUGAAGCCCUUGGGCCUGAGGGCUGGCGUCAGGUCUCGGCCUUAUCCUGCCCCACCGCCCAACAAAACUCUUGAAGAUUUGUAUGCUGUAAACCGAGCGCGACCGCCGCGCCAACUGCUGACAGCGGCCGCGUCGCGCAUCAACUGGUCGGAGCGAGCAGUCGAAAGAUGGCUUCGGCAGAAAGCUUUAUCUGGGCAAAUGACAACGCUGGAGAAGUUCUGUGACAUGGGUUGGCAAGCUACAUUUUAUGGCUGCUUUUUCAUCGCUGGGCUUUUCAUAAUGUUACCACAGGAGUUCGUAUGGGAGCCGUCCAAAGCCCUAACCAACUUUCCGUUUGAGCAAACGCAAGCUGUCAUUUGGUGGUACUGUGUUAUCGACACCGGCUUUUAUAUUACGCAGUCUUACGUCCUGUUUACUUUAGACCGUCGUCAUGACUUUUACAUCAUGUUGUCUCAUCACAUCAUAACUUUGUCAUUGGCAUGCCUCAAUUUAACUAUGAACAAUCUAAAGCAGCAAGCCUUAGCCGUGUUCUUGCACGAGGUGGCAGAUAUUCCUCUAUCCGUUGGUAAAAUGCUUCGUUACGUAGGCAGGAACGCUGAUAUUUUAGGGUAUGUGUUUGCGCUAAUUUGGAUUGCUACCAGACUCGUUGCUUUUCCUCUAAUGAUAUUAGUUCCAUCGUUCACAGAGACAUCUGGAAAGAGUUGGCCGGCUAAGUUUUUGACACAAGGUAGCACCUCAAUUUUGUUAAUCUUGCACAUCCUUUGGACAUUUGAGAUCGUGAAUGCCUAUAGCAGGAAGCUCAACAAUAACAUGGAUUUAAGCGACGGGCGUUCGUCACCCGAAGAAUUGUCCGGUGACAGUGAAAAUGAAAAGAUGAAUCACGGAGGCAAAAUUUCAAACGGAAUAAUAAAAAAUGGAACUUCUGGGUCAGGUUAUUUCAGCAAUGGAAUAACGCAAAGGACGGUUUGGAAGGAUAUAUCAGUUGAUAAAGCUCGGCUAAGAAAUUAGGUCGUAGAUGAACUCUACUCUCGCCUACACCACAAACGUGAACUCAUGACAGAAUGCAUUAAAUUCAAGUGAAUUUAAUUUUUCUGCGAAAUUCUAAUUCAACGAAUCACUCAUAGAUCGUCGUUUUUGUUAUGCAAAUUUUCUGUACUAAAUAAUGAUAGGAGAAGUUUGAAACGUUUUGCAGUUGUAUAUGACGUUGAUAAAUUGAUUAAUGUGACUAAAGUCUAUACACAAUGCUUCAAUUGAAAAUGAAAUGUUAAAACAGUUUUAAAAUUGUAAUGUAAUUGACACUAUAAAAAAUUCGGGGUAAUUUAACUUUUUAGGAAUAAUUUAUAACCGUAAUUUUAGUUCAUGUGUUCAAGAUUUUCAACAUGACAAUUAACCGCAUUGUUUUACUAACAAGUUUUCAGGGCAACAAGUUCUGAGCCAAUUUUCUGUUAGAAUAUCUGCAAUAUAAAUGAGUACUUCAUUGGCAUUCUUCGUAAUUUUGUGAUUUAGUUAAUAAUAAAAACAUAGAAUAAGGAAUAAUUUUUUAAUUCCAAUGCAAUCGUUUCCUGAGGUCUUCCUAAAGAAAGAACCGGCAAAGAAAGAGCUAAUAUCAACAAGAUGUCAUCAUUCAAAGAUAAAUGAAAUUGUAGUAUAUAAAAUGCACAGUCGCGUAAUAAAUGCAACCAAUUAAAGUUUGCCCACUGAUAAUAGUAAUUUCCAUAAGGUUGCAAUGCAUUCUGUUCGAAGAAUAUGAUCCAUGAAUAUGUUUUUAAAAAUUACAUUUUAAAUACAACACUUCUAAAGAAUACA
Messenger RNA from Hyalella azteca, 2499 nucleotides. RefSeq names its product ceramide synthase 5-like. Gene Ontology annotation, cellular component: membrane. The transcript has a single exon. Gene Ontology annotation, molecular function: sphingosine N-acyltransferase activity. The coding region runs from base 520 to 1701 and encodes 393 amino acids. NCBI's taxonomy places the organism in Eukaryota, Metazoa, Arthropoda, Malacostraca, Amphipoda, Hyalellidae. The record is from RefSeq and is a predicted model, not a curated record. Gene Ontology annotation, biological process: ceramide biosynthetic process.